GCCCUGGCAGUUGGGAGCGCGUUCGGCCGUUAACGUCCCCGAAGCGGGUUGGGCUCGAGCCGUGGAGCUCGGCAAGCGAGCCAUUGCCCAUUAACUGUAAACUCCCGGCAUCCUUUGCGCCUGUGCGCGCCUUGUGCGACUCCUGACCGCCAGUCACCUGCUGCGAGUCUCAGCCGCUGUCCGCUGAAACCCCCACCCGUGUUCUCACCGCCCCAAUCUUAGGGGCAUCCCUUGCUUAUUAUUAAUUAGCUCUAAUUAAUUAAUUAGAAGUUGCCUUCGUUAAGGAUGAGUUUUUGAGGGCAAAGACCUCCAUUUUUUCAAAAAAAUAUUACGUGUUUUAUUACGCAUGAAACACUGCGUGAGCCCUUUUAAUUACAGCGCGUUCUCUAUUUCUAUAAACACGCAGAGAUUAUUUGUAUUUGUAUGUCGUCUCCCCCGUUAGAUUGUGGGCUCCCUGUGGACAGGGAUGGCCUGGAGGCACUUAGAGGAAGGCCCCGCACCGUUUGAGGUGCAUUACUUACUGAGACUUGUUUUCCUUUGUUGUAAGCAAUUAAUAAAUGCUUGUUAAUCGAUAGAAUUAAAACCCGUAGUGAUUGGCCUGAUGAUGAAAUUGGUGAAAUGACAUGAAAAUAAAUCCUAGUUGGAGACAGUCUUGGGGCCAUUGUCUGCUGGGAGGAGAGAUAGCCAGUGCUGUUGACAAACCUGUUUUAGGGUCAGUGAGUCAUGUUUGUUACUUCGAGAUGGCUUAAUAGUCUCAUUAGUGGCAUAUUGCAUCAAAUUUAUAUUUUCAGUGAAUCCACAAAUCAGUAAUGAAAUAGAAAUCAAGUAUGAUUUUUAGUUUGACAUUUUGGGUUUUUUUUGUUUUAGCAAACAUUUGAAAGGAGCUUUGGACUGGAAGGAGAAUAUUUGGGGUUUAGAAACUAUGUGGUCAGUGUUCUCCUUGGAGCAACAGCAGUCCUUUAUUUAAAAAAAUGUUUUUUAUUAUUUUCAAUAUGGUUGGUUUCUUUUGUAAUUUUUUUUUUAGUGAACUUGUGAAGGGAUUGGUGGACUGAUUUAUCACCAGUUAACCAAAGACAUCAAAGAUUAAUGACAAAAUUAAGAUUUCCCAAUCUCUUUCAAUUCUAGUGCCCUCCAUCUGUCGACUUUUUCCUAUAGUCCACUUAUAACUUGCUUGUUCAUCAUUAUUUGAUGACAUGACAAAAAAGAUUAAGAAACUGUAUUCUAUAAUUUGCCAUCUCAUGGGGAGCCUAAGAGCCUCCCCUGUGUCAGGCACUUUGUAAAAGCUGCAUUAUAGUGAUUGAGGGUUUGUGCUCAAGCAAGAAAGCCCUCUACUUCAGAAGCUGGGACAUGAGAUAAAAAUUAUAACAAUGUCUGUUGAAGUGAAAUGAAGUACUCUUGGAAGCUUUUAUGUAUUUCAAUAAACACAGCUUUUCCAGGAUCAGAGCAGGUACAUUCAUAAUCUCAGAAUUACCUCAGGAAGGAAGACCGGCAGAACAAGAUUUGCCUCCAAAUGUUGAUACUGGCAAUUUGAAAAAAAGAAGUUGGAAGUUAUUAUUCCCUGGGAUAGUUGGUGGGACACUAGUAGCUGUGUAUGCAGUUGCUACUCCUUUUUUAACUCCAGCCCUUCGGAAAAUUUGUUUGCCUUUUGUACCUGCAACUUCAAAUCAGAUUGAAAAUGUUCUGAAGAUGUUACGAUGUAGAAGAGGAUCCCUAGUAGAUAUUGGUAGUGGUGAUGGUCGUAUUGUCAUUGCUGCUGCAAAAGAAGGAUUCAGAGCUGUUGGUUAUGAGUUAAAUCCUUGGCUAGUUUGGUAUUCCAGGUAUCGUGCUUGGAGAGAAGGUGUCCAUGAUGUUGCAAAAUUUUAUAUUUCAGAUUUAUGGAAGGUUAGUUUUUCACAGUAUACAAAUGUAGUUAUUUUUGGAGUGCCUCAGAUGAUGCUGCAGUUGGAGAAGAAACUUCAGCUAGAAUUAGAAGAUGAUGCCAGAGUUAUUGCUUGCCGAUUUCCUUUUCCACACUGGAACCCAGAUCAUGUUACAGGAGAGGGGAUAGAUACUGUAUGGGCAUAUGAUUCUAAGACUUUUAAAGGAAGUAAAAAGAACUGCCCUAAACCUAUGCCAAAUGUGCAUUUGUAUUAAGUCAUCCAAGUGAAGGCUUUGUUUAAAGCAGAGUUCUUGAUUGUUUCUGGUAUAAAGUACAUUUACAUUUAAUACUUUUGUAAUUUACUUACAAAACUGUACCUUAAUAAAAACUCACAUUUUUAA
This is a messenger RNA of Sarcophilus harrisii (Tasmanian devil), 2259 nucleotides long. It is a transcript of the gene ATPSCKMT, whose product is annotated as ATP synthase c subunit lysine N-methyltransferase. NCBI's taxonomy places the organism in Eukaryota, Metazoa, Chordata, Mammalia, Dasyuromorphia, Dasyuridae. Gene Ontology annotation, biological process: positive regulation of proton-transporting ATP synthase activity, rotational mechanism; regulation of mitochondrial ATP synthesis coupled proton transport; peptidyl-lysine trimethylation. Gene Ontology annotation, cellular component: mitochondrion. The record is from RefSeq and is a predicted model, not a curated record. The coding region runs from base 1408 to 2133 and encodes 241 amino acids. The transcript has 5 exons. Gene Ontology annotation, molecular function: protein-lysine N-methyltransferase activity.